This is a messenger RNA of Artibeus jamaicensis (Jamaican fruit-eating bat), 3605 nucleotides long. Its product is annotated as serine/threonine-protein kinase 35. Bases 182 to 3130 code for a protein of 982 amino acids. NCBI's taxonomy places the organism in Eukaryota, Metazoa, Chordata, Mammalia, Chiroptera, Phyllostomidae. Gene Ontology annotation, biological process: axon extension; protein autophosphorylation; autophagy. Gene Ontology annotation, molecular function: protein-glutamine gamma-glutamyltransferase activity; protein serine/threonine kinase activity; ATP binding. The record is from RefSeq and is a predicted model, not a curated record. Gene Ontology annotation, cellular component: cytoplasm; autophagosome. The transcript is spliced from 14 exons.
AGGAGCAGAGACUGCGGUGCGUAGGCAGCACUGGAGACCCGCGGUCGCAGCCGGAUCGAGGGAAUUUGGCGCCUACUUUUUGUACGUUGGGUGUUCUGGCCUGUGAUUGGGUGCGGUCUGCGGCUGCUCCGUUGACCUUGGCAGAACCCGGGAGAUUCGGUCCUCGACCGGCCUCCGGGGAAUGGGCCACCCGGAGUCCCCGCUGGCCCGGGUGCCCGCGGGAAAUGCGGUUUAUAUAAAGAGGUUAUGUAAAGAGAUCAGCUGGCGCGAACACGUUGAGAGCCACGGGUGCCGGAACGCCGGAUUCUGCCCCGCGCGCGGCGCUGCUACGUCCAGUGAAGCGGCAAGUUCCGGCACACGCCGGGCGCGGGCCACGGCCGCGCGCGCUGCACGGCUCCGAAGGCUGCCCAGCCCGGGCGCCCGGAAGUGGAGGGGCUCAGGCCAGAUCACAAUCCAGGCUCCCGCUCCUCCGCGUCCCGGGGCUGGACGGAGGGAUGAGGCAGGGGGGGCCCGGGCAGCGCCGUUGCUGCUCCCCCCACCGCCCGCAGCCAUGGAAACGGGGAAGGAGGACGGCGCCCGCAGAGGUACACAAAGCCACGAGCGGAAAAGGCGAAGCCCAGUGCCGCGGGCGCCCAGCGCGAAGCUGAGGCCGGCGGCUGCGGCCCAGGCCAUGGAUCCCGUGGCGGCCGAGGCCCCGGGCGAGGCCUGCCUGGCGCGGGGGCGGCCAGAAGGCGGCGGCGGGUCCGCGCCGCCGCGCUACAGCUUGUUGGCGGAGAUCGGGCGCGGCAGCUACGGCGUGGUUUACGAGGCAGUGGCCGGGCGCAGCGGGGCCCGGGUGGCGGUCAAGAAGAUUCGCUGCGACGCCCCAGAAAACGUGGAGCUGGCCCUGGCGGAAUUCUGGGCCCUGACUAGCCUCAAACGGCGCCACCAGAACGUGGUGCAGUUUGAGGAGUGUGUCCUGCAGCGAAACGGGCUAGCCCAGCGCAUGAGCCACGGCAACAAGAGCUCACAGCUUUACCUGCGCCUGGUAGAGACUUCGCUCAAAGAUUUAAGAUUCGAGAAUAUCGACUGGCAUGAGGCUGCCAACCAGCGUGAGCAUCACACAGACAAGUACGACGGCGAGGAGCUCAUCUUUCGAAGAGGCCAAUUGGUCUCUUUUUCACUGACCUUCAACCGACAUUUUGGACAUGAAGACAGUCUGAAGUUCAUAACCUCCACAGGGCCCUCCCCCUCAGAAUCGGCCAGGACGAAGGCUGUGUUUCCACUGUCCAGUGAGUCAAGUGGCAAUGGCUGGAAAGCGCAGCUCGUGCACCAGAGGAACAGUACUCUGACCAUCUCCAUCUCCAGUCCUGCCAAUGCCCCCAUAGGACGGUACACGUUGAACAUGCAGAUCUCUUCCCAUGGCAAUCAUGCUACCCUGAAACUGGGGACGUUUGUACUGCUCUUUAACCCCUGGUUGCAAGAGGAUGGUGUCUUUAUGAGUAACCCAGCUGAGAGAGAGGAGUAUGUUAUGGAAGAUUCUGGAGCUGUCUUUGUGGGAAGUACAAAUCGAAUUAACAUGGUUGGCUGGAACUUUGGACAGUUUGAAGGAGACAUCCUGAACAUUUGCCUCACUAUCCUGGAUAGUAGUCUGAAUUUCCACCGUGACUCUGCUACUGACGUGGCCCGCAGAGGUGACCCCAAAUACAUUGGUCGGGUGCUGAGUGCAAUGGUCAAUAGCAAUGAUGAGGGUGGCGUGCUACUCGGGAAUUGGAGUGGCAACUACAUAGGUGGCCGGGACCCCAGGAACUGGAACGGCAGCGUGGAGAUCCUCAAGGAAUGGAAGAAAUCUGGCUACAGGCCAGUCCGAUAUGGCCAGUGCUGGGUCUUCGCUGGGACCCUCAACACAGUGCUGCGGUGUUUGGGGAUUCCCGCCCGAGUGGUCACGAACUUCAACUCAGCUCAUGACACCGACAGAAACCUCAGCGUGGACGUGUACUACGACCCCAUGGGAAAUCCUCUGGACAAAGGCAGCGAUAGCGUAUGGAACUUCCACGUCUGGAAUGAAGCCUGGUUUGUGCGGAAUGACCUGGGCUCCUCCUACAGUGGAUGGCAGGUUCUGGACUCCACCCCCCAGGAGAAGAGCCAAGGGGUGUACCAGUGCGGCCCUGCUUCAGUUAGCGGUCUCCGAGAGGGUGACGUGCACCUGGACUUCGACAUGCCCUUCGUCUUUGCGGAGGUUAAUGCCGACCGCAUCACCUGGAUCUAUGAUGCCGACCGUAACAGCUCAAAGCAGAAUUCCUCGGACACUAACACCGUUGGCCGGUACAUCAGCACCAAGGCAGUAGGCAGCUACUCACGCAUGGACGUCACAGAGAAGUACAAGUACCCAGAAGGGUCCAGUCAGGAAAGAGAAGUGUUUAAGAAAGCACUGGGGAAACUGAAACCCAACCACACAUUUAACCCAACAUCUUCACCUGACGACACAAGAGAGGAACGGGAGCCCAGCAUCUCUGGGAUAUUCCAGGUCAUUGGCACACCGGAAGUGGGCAAAGAAGUCAACCUGGCCCUGAUGCUCAAAAAUCUGACGGAAGACAUGAAGACGGUGACGGUGAACAUGACCGCCUGGACCAUCGUCUACAAUGGCACACUUGUCCACGAGGUGUGGAAGGACUCCAUCACAGUGUCUCUGGACCCUGAAGAAGAAAUACAGUACCCGGUGAAGAUCACAUACGCUCAGUAUGAGAAGUACCUGAAGGCAGACAACAUGAUCCGGACCACGGCUGUGUGCCAGGCCCCUGAUGAGGCCGAGCUGGUGGUGGCGAGGGAUGUCAUCCUGGACAACCCCACCCUGAUCCUGGAGUUGAUGGACCAGGGCCAGGCCCAGGUGCGGCAACCCGUGAGUGUGCGGAUGGUGUUCUCCAACCCACUGGAUGAGCCGGUGAAGGACUGCGUGCUGAUGGUGGAGGGGAGCGGUCUGCUGCGGGGCAGCCUCAAGAUCGAUGUGCCAACCCUGCGCCCCAAGGAGCGUUCCCGGGUUCGUUUUGAGAUCCUGCCCACCCGGAGUGGCACCAAGCAGCUACUUGCCGACUUCUCCUGCAACAAGUUCCCUGCAAUCAAGGCCAUGCUGUCCAUCGACGUGGCAGAGUGAAGAGCCCAGGUGGCCCCAUAAAAACCUGGGUACCACGAAGCAAGCAGGGCUCACCUGUCCAGCCUGGGAAACCCACUCUGUCCCCCAAAGCUGCCUGGACAGGGAGGCCCAGCCUCCAGCACACCCUGUCCCUCACUCCCCCACUGGGCUGGCUCUGCUCUGGCCCGAGAUUUGCUCACUUUUGCACGUUCUCUGGCUGUUUCUCCCUGUGGCUGCCUGCUUCGUGAGCCCCAUGGCCCUGCCCAGCCCUCACGUCCAUCAGUGCAGCAGGAUGCGUGGCACCUGACCCAGCGACACUCUGAGUGGGCACAGGGAAGAAGACGGCCUGGACUGUUUGCUGAUCCCUAGCCUGCAGUUGGGACAUUCCUGCUCCUUCCUUGGGCCACAGAAAAGGGGAGGGUUAGCCAUAGAGUCUGUCAUGGUGCUCACAUCCUUACACUCAAAAUAAAGUUAAAAAGAGCACACUCACACAGCA